AUGGCCACGGCCACAGUCCUCGCACCAAGCUCUCACUAUCCUCAGUCCUCUUCAUACUCCAGCUAUCCACAACAUCAGACCGGAACAGCGCCGCCGCCACCAUCAAACUCUGGCAGCAACAUGAUAUCGAGCGAGCAUCGUCGAUCUUCUGACGACAAGGAACAGCCUGGUCGACAAUCUCUGCCAUCUAUUUCAGAGGUUAUAUCUGGGACUAGGCCUGGCCAGUAUCCCCCUCCAUCCCAGCCGAAUUUGCAGCCUGGUUCUGGUCUGCCCUCACCUUUUACACCUGCUCCUCGCUCAUAUUCGGAACCUGAGAAGCAUUCGCCUCGACAGCUGCACACAUCGUCAACAUAUCCUCCCCGACAGGAAAACUUGCCUGCAUUCACCGAUUCUCCUCGACCUCCGUUUAAUGGUCGACACAGCUUGCCACCCGUUUCUGACCGCAGGCAAACUCCUCCUUCAAAGCCAGACUUUCCACAACAUCGCCUUGCUGAAUCUCAACAACCGUCGGAUGCUCAUGCUUCAAAUGGCGCUUAUGGCCACCCACCACCGCCAACCUCGCAUCCUUAUCCUGCGGGGCAUCUUCCCCCCGGCCAAGUCCCUCUGCCUACGUAUCCAAUUUCACCUAGGCAUGCUGUACCGCCGCCUCCUGGCCAAUAUGAUGCUCGUGGACAGUCUGUACGACAUGAAGAAGCUGAGUAUCCUAGUCGGCCGAGGUUCGAACCCACCCCGACUCGACACUUUGAGCCUUGGAACUACCAGGAAGCCCUUAGCCAUGAACAGCACGGUUCUCACCCACUUCCCGAGCGAUUACCAACUGAGCGGGAAGUCAACGAUAUGCUGGGGAAUAUCGACAUAAUUAAACGGUGCUUGGAGCAAGUCAGGGAUGCCGUUCAAGUAUCCAUCCAAAACGAGAGGGCUAGAGAAGGCACCAAAAUCAAAGGAGCAUUCGAGGAGCAUCAAGAUGUGUCGAUGUACGAUAACGGAAUGAAGUCUCAGUAUACCAUGACGGAGGUCAAGAAGCGUCGCGGGCGGGCUGCACCUCCUGGCCGAUGUCAUAGCUGCAACAGGAUUGAUACCCCCGAGUGGAGAAGAGGGCCUGAUGGUGCUAGAACCCUAUGCAAUGCCUGUGGUCUUCAUUAUGCCAAGCUCGAACGGAAACGACAGCUAGAGGCCCGAUCUCUGCGGCCAAAACCCGAGGAUAGAAAUUAA
Metarhizium brunneum ARSEF 3297 is the source of this 1212-nucleotide messenger RNA. The record is from RefSeq and is a predicted model, not a curated record. NCBI's taxonomy places the organism in Eukaryota, Fungi, Ascomycota, Sordariomycetes, Hypocreales, Clavicipitaceae.